CAUAUUUAUUCCCCAUCAAACCUCCUCUUGUACGUACUUCGUAAUCUUAAUUUCCACAUGCCCAUCUCCUUACAGGAUUCUAUUUUUAAGUUUGCGAAGAGCAUAUAGAAACCACAGAGAAAUGGGUUACAUGCAUGUUCUUAGUCUCUUCUGCAUGCAAAUAAUAUUACUCCUAGUAGUAGUUGCUGAAACGACAGCUAAGGUCCCAGCAAUCAUAGUGUUUGGAGAUUCAUCUGUUGAUGCUGGAAACAACAAUGCGAUUUCCACUUUGCUCAAGAGCAAUUUCAAGCCUUAUGGCCGCGAUUUCGAAGGUGGGCUCCCCACAGGACGUUUCUGCAAUGGGCGCAUACCUCCUGACUUCAUUUCUGAGGCAUUUGGUCUCAAGCCAGCAAUACCAGCUUACUUGGAUCCUCUGUAUAGUAUAUCAGAUUUUGCCACUGGUGUUUGCUUUGCUUCUGCUGGGACUGGCUAUGACAAUGCAACUUCUAAUGUGUUAAAUGUGAUACCCUUAUGGAAGGAACUGGAGUACUACAAGGAUUACCAAAAUAAGCUGAGAGCCUACGUCGGAGACCGGAAGGCGAAUGAGAUAUUUAGCGAGGCUCUGUACCUUAUGAGCUUAGGAACGAAUGAUUUCCUCGAAAAUUACUACACAAUUCCAACCAGGCGAUCCCAAUUCACCGUCAGACAAUAUGAGGAUUUUCUUGUUGGACUUGCUAGAAAUUUCAUUACAGAACUUUAUCAUCUUGGUGGUAGGAAAAUAUCUCUAAGCGGUGUUCCUCCAAUGGGGUGUCUGCCGUUGGAGAGGACCACGAAUAUCAUGGGUCACCAUGACUGUUUACAAGAAUAUAAUGAUGUGGCCAUGGAAUUUAAUGGGAAAUUAGAGUGUUUGGCAUCGCAACUUAAGAGGGAGCUUCCUGGACUCAGGUUGUUGUACACAAGGACUGCAUAUGAUACUUUCGAUCAAAUCAUUAGAACUCCUGCUGCAUAUGGAUUCCAGGUGACAAGGAGGGCGUGUUGUGCCACGGGAACAUUCGAAAUGAGUUACCUUUGCAAUGAACAUUCGAUUACAUGUCGAGACGCCAAUAAAUAUGUAUUUUGGGAUUCCUUCCAUCCCACAGAGAAAACAAAUCAAAUAAUCUCCCAGAAAUUAAUUCCCAUACUUUUAGCAGAAUUUCAAUGAAGUAUCAAUGGAUUUCGACAGAGCAGUUAUAGUAGUGUAAGGUAAUGCAAUGUAAUGACCAAGAUGAUGUGAUGAAGAAUAUAAUGUAAUGAUAUAUUGUUUAUUUGUAAGACUUUAUAGUAAUAUAUAAUGGAAUUAAAAUUACAAACAA
This is a messenger RNA of Populus trichocarpa (black cottonwood), 1331 nucleotides long. Its product is annotated as GDSL esterase/lipase At4g26790. Bases 122 to 1180 code for a protein of 352 amino acids. The record is from RefSeq and is a predicted model, not a curated record. NCBI's taxonomy places the organism in Eukaryota, Viridiplantae, Streptophyta, Magnoliopsida, Malpighiales, Salicaceae. The transcript is spliced from 3 exons. Gene Ontology annotation, molecular function: hydrolase activity, acting on ester bonds.